GGCAACCAUUUGACCCUUCACUUUCAGUCCUAAAUGCGGUUUCUAAUGUCAUAUGUGCUUUGAGUUUUGAACAUCAGUUUUCUGAAGAAGACGAAGACUUCCAGAAGCUGGUUCACGCUCUUAAAAUUAUUUUUAAAUUCUUUGGUGACUCUUUUCAUGCGGUGUAUGAUUUGUUCCCACAAUUAAUGAAGUAUCUCCCAGGCCCUCACAAGAAAGCCCUGGCUUCUCUGGAUAUUAUCCUUGAAUUUGCAAAGCAGGAAAUAGAGAAACACAAGGAAUCUCACUGUCUGCAAGAACCACAAGAUUUCAUUGAUUACUAUCUUCUUCAGAUGGAGAAGGUUGGGUUUAUUGUGGUUGUAUUGACACAGAGCAGGAAUGACCCUGACUCUACCUACAGUGAAGAGAAUCUGGCUCAGUGUAUUUUUGAUUUUUUUGGUGCUGGAACAGAGACAACCUUCGCUACUCUGAUGUGGGCACUGCUUCUCUUGACAAACCACCCUGACAUCCAAGAGAAAGUUCAGAAAGAGAUUGAGGAUGUGUUUGGCUGUUCGGGGUCAAUUUCCUAUCAGGAUAAGAAGAAGCUGCCCUACACCAAUGCCGUGAUUCAUGAAAUGCAGCGUGUAAAAUAUGUCUUACUAUAUGGGGUUCCAAGGCAAAGCACGAAGGAUGUGGAGAUGAGGGGUUACCACAUUCCAAAGGUGAGAAACGUGUUUGGGCUGCAUUGCAGUAGCCCAACAUGGAAGGAAAACGAGAAUAAAACACUUGGACAGAAGGUGUCUCUGUUCAGGAAGUGCCAAUUAGUCAUGCAAAACUGUGAACGUGUAUGUGUGGGAGAACAGCUAGCAAGAAUUGAGACCUUCGUCUUUCUGACCAGCCUGUUGAGGGCCUUCCGUUUCCGGUUGCCUGAAGGAGUGAAAGAACUCAAUGAAGCACCUGUUGCAAAGAUGACAAUGCACCCACACCCUUACAAACUGUGUGCUAUUUCCACACAGGCAUAAAAAGCACAAUAAAAAGCAUGAAACUGUUUCCUA
Messenger RNA from Thamnophis sirtalis, 1031 nucleotides. Lineage: Eukaryota; Metazoa; Chordata; Lepidosauria; Squamata; Natricidae. The record is from RefSeq and is a predicted model, not a curated record.